Molecule: messenger RNA, 9040 nt
Organism: Amblyraja radiata (thorny skate)
Lineage: Eukaryota; Metazoa; Chordata; Chondrichthyes; Rajiformes; Rajidae
Gene: cdk5rap2
Product: CDK5 regulatory subunit associated protein 2
Exons: 52
Coding region: 182-8467 (2761 amino acids)
Biological process (GO): regulation of Golgi organization; positive regulation of microtubule nucleation; centrosome cycle
Cellular component (GO): Golgi apparatus; centrosome
Molecular function (GO): molecular adaptor activity
Source: RefSeq, a predicted model, not a curated record
GUGCUGCAGGGUUUCGGGUUAAAAUGGCGGCGGCGGCGGCAGUUUGAAGCGUCGGUGACGAGCGGGUGGCGCCGCGCAGUGGGGAAUGUGUGGCUGAAGGGAAAACAAAAACCGAGCGGGAGAAAGAAAGGGGCCCAGGGUAAAAGGGAAGGAGAGAUCAUCAGUAGCUGCAGCCGCCGCCAUGGAUUCGGUGGCGGGCGAGGACCCAACGCUGCCCUUGGAUUUCAACGGCAGUUCCAAUGUUUUCAAGUUGCCAGAUAUUACCGUGGCUGAAGACCCUGACUGUGCCAGAGAAAAUCCUCUUGUGUUCCCCAACAUCACUGGGAAAUUGUCUCCAAUUCAUGCUCGGACCAUGAAAGAAUAUGAAACACAAAUCACUGAUCUCAAAAAAGAGAAUUUCAAUCUCAAACUUCGCAUCUACUUCCUUGAGGAGCGGAUGCAGCAGAAAUUUGAUAAUGGCAGUGAGGAUAUAUUUAAGAUGAACAUUGAACUCAAAGUAGAACUGGAGAGUUUAAAACAUGAACUGAAGGAGAAACAGGAGCUGCUUGUCAAAGCUUCAAAAGCUGUAGAGAGUUUGGCUGGCAACAGUGAUGCAGAAAUUAAACGCAUGAAAGAUGCAAAUCGGAAGGAGGUGCUUCAGGUAAAACAACUUCUGGGUGACCAGAUCCAUCUUUUGGAGGAGGAUGUUAAAACAACCCAGGCAGAAUUGGAAAAGAUGGCUACUAUUGCUGAGCAAGAGAAAAUGCGGAGUAUGAACCUCGAAAAGCAGAUGCUGUCACUUAAACAGAACCGUAUGGGAUUGCCUUCAUCCCCGGAACAAUGCAGGAGCCUUGUGGAAACUGAGCAGUUAAUUGAGCAGUUGAGUGAGACCAUCAAAAGCAAAGAUGCUCUCAUUAAUCAGCUUCAAACUGAAAAGACCAAGAAUCAGGACUGUAACGUGGAUCCUUACAAUAAAGUUCAGGAACUUACUGAAACUGCUCUGAAAAGAGCUGGUGAAAUUGAUGCCCUUCGGCAUGAACUUGCAAAUGAGAGAAGUCGCUUUGAAAAGGAAAUUCAGAACCUGGUUGAGAAACAGAGGCAGCUGGGACAGUUAGAGGUGGAAGCCAGGCAGUUCAAAGCUGACCUUGCAGUUGCUGAAAUUGCAAAUGGUACUUUACAAGGAAAGCUAAAGGAAGCAGAUGCUGCAAAUGAGGCUCUUCAAGGACAGGCUAAUGAAAAGGUCAAUGAGCUGGCUGCAGAGAAGCAGAAUAGUUUGAAACGAGAUAAAACCAUUCAAGGACUGACUUUGGCUCUGAAGACUAAGGAUAAAGAGAUCAAGGAGCUUUACCAAGAAAUUGAAGAGCGAGAUAAUGCACUGGCUAAAGCAAGAGACUCGAUACAUAAAGCACAGCUGCAGAAAUUUCAGGGAGCAGAAGAAUAUCAAAACCUCAUGACUGCGAAAGAGACUGAGCUCGCAGAGCUCCAUGCCGAUCGCAAUGGAAAAACAAUGGAGGUCCAGAAGUUGCAAAGAGCAUUGAGCCGUCAAGAGCAGGAGCUGAAAGAUCUGACUGAGACAAAGGUUAAACUGGAAGAGGAGGUGGAAGAACUACAGCUACAGAAAAGAAAGAGUGACAAGACCAUUAAUGAUAUUCAAAACCACAUUCAGAAAUUGGGUGCUGAGUUGGCGGAGAAGGAUCAUGCCAUGGAGCACCGGCGCCAGUCUCUGCUAACAGAGAACAAACAGAAGCUGCAAAGCCUGGAACUGGUUAUUGAGCGGUUAACAGAUGGCUUAAACAAUAAAGAUAGAUUACUUCAGGAAUACACAGAGCUGCUAAAAGGAGUUCCACAAACAGGAGAUCGGAGUCCUGGUGGAAAAGAUGCUUUGAUUGCUAAACUACGUGAUCGUCUGAGGGAGAAAGAUGGGGCUCUUGAGCAAGCCAUUGAUCAAAAACAUGCAGCUAUUGAUGAAAGGGAAAACGAGAUUCAACAGCUACAUCUAGCUUUGAGAGAAAAGGAACACAAUUUUGAUCGACUGAAGAGUCUGCUUGCCAGUCAUGAAGAAACAAUUAAUAGUCUGGAUGGUACGAUUAAAGAAAAAGACAUAGAGCUGCAACAUUUUGUAAAUACGUGCAAAAGUUUGCAAAGAUUGAAACAAGAGCUGGAAGACAGUCAACUGCAGGCACUCCGUGAAAAGGAUGCUAUUAUUUUACAGCUGCAGCAAUCCCUUAAAGAAAAGGCUGACAGUUUGGAGGAGAUGACAAACACGCUGUUGAGCCAGUCUCACUGUGGCACCAAGGACCUGGCUGAGCAUUUGAAUCAGCGCUUAAAGGUACAGGAGAAAAUGCUGGAGAAUGCUUGGGCAGAGAGGAAGAAGCUGAGCUCAGAGCAUGAAAAGGAGAUUGAGGAACUCUUGGACACAAUUAACAGCAAGGAUCAGCUCCUCAGGGAGGCUUCGGAGUGUUCUAAUAGCCGUUUGUCUAAACUCAGUCAAGAGAUUGAAGGGUUAAAUCGUCAAAAUGUUGAGAAAGAGAAACCCGCUUCAGUGUUGGCGAAACACGACCCCAUGGUAAACCAAGAUCUGACACUACAAAUGGUGCAGCUUAAAGCUGCUUUGGAUGAAAAAGAUAAGAUCAUUCAUAAACUGGUUGAACAUGGGCAAAAAGAGAAACAUUCACCCCCACGAGAAGCAUUGAAUUCCUCGCAUGUUCUUGAGCUGAAACAAACGAUACAAAUAUUGCAGGAACAGCUGCACGAGAGAGAUGCUGAACUUACUCAACGGGAUUCUGAAGAAGAUGAGAUUCGUGUACAAGUACCCCGACGUAAGAAGAGUUCAUCCAAUCUGAAGAAAGAGCUUGCCCAAAAAUCUCGGGAAUUGGAUGCAGCCUUGAAGAAGGAAAAUGAAGCAAAAAUGGAAGUGAUUCGACUCCAAGCUCUUCUUCACCAGUUGGAGAAAGAUGCCCAAUCACAGGUUGCAAAUAUUGAACAAUAUAUCAAAGCUGUGCAAGUCAAGGAUGAAAUCAUUAAAGACCUUCAGCGUAGAUUUGACUCCAAUGAGAUAAAGGGAACCAAGCAGUUGAUCGUGCUGCAGGAUGGUAUCCAGACACCCGACUUUCUUCCAAGGGAGAGAACUAUCAUUGGAGGAGACGACCAGCAGAUUCUCAAAGAUCAGGAGUCGGAGGAAAGCUUGCUUCGUGCAUUGAAGGCUGAGCAGCAACUCUACUCGAGACUCAUCAAAGCAGUGAAAGAAUCAGACGGUCGCAGUCAAAUCCAAGCCUUGCAGAUGGAGCUCACGGGCAUUCAGUUGCUGAGGCAGCAACUUGAGGAAAGCAUUCAAACCUAUCGAGACCUGCAGAAGGACUUGGAACAGCAAAUUCUGGAUGCCAGAAGAAAAGAUACGAUUUCUAAAGUAGAUGUGGUUGACUUUGGUGAGAUCGAGUCUCUGAGGCACCAGUUAGAAGAUGCCCAACGCUGGAAUGUUUCUCUGCAAUCACGACUUGGGCAGAUGCACGCUAGAGCUGGUGGAGUGGGUGCAGCCAAUGAUUCGGGUAACACUUUUACAAGCUAUGGAGACCAGACCUCGUAUCUCAGCAUCUGCCUGGGCCAAUUUGAUGAUUUGGAGCAGGAAAUAGUAAAUCUUUCUCUGCCAGAGCUCCGACAAAAGGUUAUCGAACUGCUGAAGACCUUGAAAGCAUUGCAAACCAACGACCAAGAGUUGCCAGAUAGAAUUAGUACGUCAGAGCGUUUUAUUCUCAGCCCUAACAGUGAAAGAAAACUAUACUUCCCAUCAGUGCCUGCACAGCUUCUUCAUCAAAGGCUGGAAGAAUCAACAAAAAUAAAUGGAGACCUUCAGGAGCUGUCACAAAACCAUGGCCAGCUUCAGGAACGCAAUUUGGGCUUGUCCAAAGAUGACAAAUGUACGCAGACGGUCCCUGAAGUUGAGCCAGCUGAGACUGUACCAGCGUGGCAACCUACACCCUGUGGUCUGAGAACAACCACCGAGGGAAACUGGAAGCUGGGUUCCCCUUUGUUAUCCAGUGACUUUGCUGCUUAUAGAAAUAGUUCAGAGUCUACAAAGUUAUUGAAUGAUUUGAACGAGAUUAAUUAUGAAUUGCAAGAAAAAUGUAGACAGCUGCAAGAAGCGAAGGCUCACUUGGACAUAACUGAAUGCCAGUUGCAUAAAAUGGAGAAAAAAGAUCAUGAAGUGGAAGACGAAGUUGUCUCAAUGAGGUCGUUGAUGGAGGAGAAUGGUGUAUCAUCAGUGGCUGAGCUUGGAAAUGAAAUUAUAAGAUUGAGAGCAGAGGUAACACAACUGCGAGAUCAGCUCGGGGAGAAUUUGUCAAUAACUGAGAAUGAAGAUGAGGAAAUGGAUGAUGAAAGCAAAGAUAGCCUAAGGAAAACUGUUUUGAGGUUAAAAAUCAAAUUGAAGAAACAGAGAAAGGUGCAGGACGUCCUUAAGCAGCAGAUAGCGCUUAACUGUUCUGGUGAGGCUACAAGUUUCAAUCCUGAUUUAAUCGUAAGCAUGGCAAAGAAAAUCGAACACUUGAAGGAGGAUCUAGAAGCCGCCAAUCAAAACCAUGCAAAGGAACUGAAGGCAAAUGAGGAUGAAGGGCUCCAAGAAUCGAAGUUACCACAGUCACAAACUUUGGAAUUUAGAAACCAAAAGACAAAGAGCAGCGAGCAGAUCGCUGUAAGGUCUCGUAUCCCUGUCCCACUAAAACGGCCAAGGACGAGAAAUGGUGUUAACACUGCCACCUCUGGCCAAGAUUUCCCGACUGACCAUCACCAAGUUGAUCAGUUGAGGGCAGCAUUGAAGGACAAGAAACAAUUGCAGAGUAAGCUCUGUGCUGUUGAGACAACACUCGGCAGCCAGGCAGAGAAGUCAAGGCCUCAUUGUACUCCUAUCCAUGCUGCAUCAUCUUUGAAACAAGAUGAUAAAGAGGUCCAAGUGGACUUGCAGGACCUUGGUUAUGAAACCUGUGGAAAAAGUGAAAAUGGUGUGGACGGGGAUGAGAACAGUAGUCCAGACACAGCCCACCAUUUACCAGGCCCUUGCUACAGUGACUCGGCCGUUCCUGCCCUGCUUAAACUAAAUCGCCGCUUUUUCUCCAUGGAGAAUCUGGACACAAAUUCGUCGACUUCAUACCCAAGCUCACCAAGUCUGACUUCGCCCAAAAUCAGCUUGAAGAAUCUUGAUGUUUUUGAUGAUUAUGGACACACCGAUAAUGUAAGUGAACUCAAACUUCAAAUCGGUGAACUGAAGGAACAAAUUGGGAAGCACACCAAGAUUAUUCAUCACCUACAGACACGUGUACGCAAGAAUUCUCUGUCCAGUGAUCAUUUGACUCUUUCGGAUCAAAGUCACCAGGCUCCCACCAGAGGUUCAUAUGAAAGACACUCUCUGGAAGCUUUUCAAAAGGAUAAUGAUAGCACCUACAGUCAGAGAAGACAUUCCAUACAGUCUACAGAUCUAGCUGUUCAAACCAGCCAGCAGGUUGGCAGUCUUUCUGAUUGUGCAUCAAGAUCACCGAGUGUGGACUUUGGAAACCAGAAUGAGAAAGGAGACUGGUUGAUGUCUGUUUAUUGCCAGGGUGGACAAUUAGCACAAAAGUUAAAGGAACAAGUGGACCAAUUAGAAGAUCAGUUACAGAAGGAGAAAGCACGGAACGAGGAGCUUCAUGAUGAGCUUCAAACCAAACCGGCUCCAGUGUUGCCAGCCCAAAAGUAUGAUUCACUGGUACAGUCGCAAGCAAGGGAGCUCUCGCACCUCCGACAGCAAAUCAAAGAAAACCGCAACAUCUGCUGCUUGCACCACCAGUCUCUUGUGGAUCUUAUUAAGGCCUUUGAGGAGCUGCUGCAGGCCAGCGACGUUGACUAUUAUGUCGGGGAAGCCUUUCGCGAUCAACUGAACCAGACUUUACAGAUGGUGGAAAAGCUAGAGAGCAAUUUCGAUGGUGUUAUUUCCGGAGAUGCAUCUUCUGUUUGUGGAGACAACACCCUCGUUGACUUCUCUCAAAGCCCUCGCAACCUGCAGUGUGAGAUUCUCUAUCUACGAAAGCAGCUGGAAAGUGAGCGCAAGCACCUGCACAAGCGGCUGAGUGAGCUUCUGCGUGAGAACCAGGCUUUGUCACAGGCAACAAAAGAGCAGCUCGCACAAUUUGCAAAGGAAGUGCAGGAAAAGAAUAAAACAAUAUAUUACCUGCAGCAACAGUUGCAUGUGCCACCCAUCAGACAAGUCUCUUCAGACUCUGAAAUAUUGGACGGAAUCUCCAUUAGUUCACAUGAAAGUUGCUCAACAACAUCUAAGCCAUCAAUUGGUAAAACCUCAAGUAAGAACCGUGGCAGUAGAGAGCGGAGCUAUCAAAGGAAACUGAAACAUGAAUCCUCGGGUCGUCCCCCAGCAACUAAUUCAGGCACAAGCUUGCAGGGUGAUCAACACAAUAAAGAGAGACAGAGGUCUGGACUUGCUGUUUCUUCAUGUGGAAAGACACAACCUCGUGUGGAUGAUGUAGAUGGAACCUCUGUGUUACCCACCUGUGACUGGCCAGUUGGCUAUACUGAUGCUCAAACAUUAUAUGAGCUCGAGAGAGAGAAUUCUGCACUGCGAGAACAGCUGAUGAACAAGGAAGACUUAAACGAGACUCUGCACACAGAACUCGACUUGCAUCGCUCCAUUUUGACGCAGAAGCAACAGAAUGCAGAUGACCAUGCUGCCUUUUCCCCUCGUCAUUCAACAGCAGACAAGCAAGCUGUAAUUUCCACCGAGCGAAAACAUGAUCCUGGACUGCACAAUGCAGAAGACUUAGCAGGCCACCUACAUGAAAUACGGAGCUUGAGGCAGCGUUUGGAAGAAUCUAUCAGAAAUAAUGACAGGUUAAGACAACAACUGGAAUGCCGACUAGCUGCAGCUGAAAAUGAUUCAGCAUCCACAAAUAUUUUCAUCCAUGGUACUGAGGAGCACAGUCACAUGACAGAUGAGAUUCACUACCUGAAGGAACAAAACAAAACUUUAAAGGUGCAGCUGGCAAGAAGCUCCAGAGAUAAACAGAGAGAGAAUGAAAAACUAAAGGAAUCGUUGUCAAAGAAGAUGGCCAGCAUUGAGCGCCUGCGUGGCGAGUGUGAGCGUAUAAUGAGAGAAUGCACUCAACUGCAGGUCAAAGAGAGUAAUGGUCAUGAAGAAAGCAAACAGUUAAAAGAUGAAUUGCACCGCAGUCAUGAAGAAAUAUGUAGGCUGCAACAGGAGCUUAAUUUGCAGCAUCAACUCUUCACUGAGAACCAGGAGCUGCUGCAGUUGUUACGGGUGGAACUUCGAGUGUAUGAGCAGUUGAAGGAAAACAAAACGGAAACUGCACAACACACGAGCCCUGGGUCGGUGAAAUAUGUCCAGGGAUCUCUUGAUCUGAGUGAACUAAUGGCAGAGAUCCGCUGCCUUCGAAUUCAGUUGGAGAGAAGCAUUCAGACCAACACUGCUCUACGCCUGAAGCUUGAAGAACAGCUUCAACUGAGAACUGAAGGCAGCCCUUCCACUAUUAAUAUAAACUACCUCAUGGCAAGCGGACAGAGGAGUGCUGCAGGAAGACGUUUGUAUUGUGAUUCUGAAGCCGAUUCUUCAGCAGAGGACGGUAAAGAAAACUUCCAGUUCCAUGGAUUUCCAACUCCACCCAAGUCUGGCAACGUUCCUACAGCUGCUGAUGGAUCCAUGUUCAGAAUCCCAGGAAUCAAAACACUGCCCAAGGAUGACUUUGACAGCUCCUCGCAUUACAGUGAGAGUUCAGUGGAAAACCUGUCUCACAGACCGUCCAGGUUAUUACCAGCACGUCGGAUAUGGGCAGACAAAGACGGACAAUGUGUACUUGGUCUCCUGGACGAUUAUAACGUACUCCGCAGGCAAAUCUCCGAGGGCCGCAAGCUGCUCCAUGAAAUGGACACCCGUCUUGGAGAUGCUGCUUGUCAGUCUGCUGCAGUGGAGCCGGGUGAAGCUUUGCUAAAGGACUUGUUUUCAAAUGUAAGCAGCAUGCAGCAAGUGCUGAAGGAAGCAAGCCGCUUGCUCAAACUCUUCUGGAGGGUGUCUUUGCCCAUUCCUGCUGGCAGCUCCAGUCAGCAUCAGCAGGAAAAUAUUGUGAAGGAUGAGAUCUCUCGGCUACGCAAGAAAUUGACGGAGCAGGAGAGGCUGCUGCAUGGCACAGUUAAACGUCUCCGUACGACAAACCAGCUGAAGGAGGGCAUGGAGAAAAUCAUCAUUGACCAGUUGUCACAAACUCAUGACGUAUUGAAGAAAGCGAGAGGAAAUCUGGAGAUGAAUCAUUACCUGGUUUUUGAUCUUAAAGGCUUUCCAAAGCAAAGUGAAGACCCAGCCCUCCGAGGUUCUGCCUGUAAGUGGGAACUAAUGAACCUUGGUAGAGCUAUCAACAGUACGGGCUCUUGUGAAGAUGCUUGCUCUGCUUCGGAUGAAAAGUACGACUCUUUGACCUCAUCAUUCUGCAGUUAUUAAAAACUCUUGAAUCAACCCGUUUACAGGUUGAAUUGCUGUAUUGUUAAAAAAAAAAUGCCUGAAAACAUUCGCUUUUUUGCACAUAAGGGCGGAACUUUCCGCUGAUCCUAAAUGUUAAAUGUAAUGUAGGUGGUACAGAGAUUUAGAACAGAAAAUAUUGUCGACUGAGAUGCUAAAGAGACAUUUUUUGAGGUGAGACUGGAAAUGUUCUAAAAAUGUUGUACAAGUACUUAAAAUUAUGUAGACAAAGAAAUGUUGAAUCAUUUCAGAAUGCAAUUAGAACUUUUGUACAUUUGAUUCAGUUCAACAAUAAUUGUUGUGUAAAGAAUCUAUUUUGUAAAUAAUCUGGAGUUUGUGUUCAAUACAAACUGUGUGACUAUUGUGAUGUGCUGUUAUAUGUCUCUUUCCUAAGUUACUGCCUUGGCUGGAAAUUUAAAUCCUCCUGAUAUUAAUGUUUUGUUUUUAUUGUAAAGAACGUGUGGAAAUUCCACAUUGUGAAAGGUAGCUACCAUGCUGUACAUUACUGGAAUGUAUGGGUCUGUUCUAUUUUUCAAAAUACAUUUUAUAUCGUUA